Molecule: messenger RNA, 1462 nt
Organism: Harmonia axyridis
Lineage: Eukaryota; Metazoa; Arthropoda; Insecta; Coleoptera; Coccinellidae
Product: protein FAM200A-like
Exons: 4
Coding region: 146-1462 (438 amino acids)
Source: RefSeq, a predicted model, not a curated record
CUUUUUAUAGAAACUGUAAACUGGUAAAGUCCCGACACUCCCGACUGUCGGUAAUUUUACAUUUCAUUCUUCUGCCUUCUACUUAAUAAUAGUGCUUUGUCGCCAUUGUCAUUUGAUUUAUGCUAGUUAACAGAUUUAUUUAAAAAUGAGUUCAAGUGAAGAAGAUUAUCAGGGAUUUUCCAUAACAAUGGACAAAUCGCAGCAGGCCUCUACAAGUUCCCAUGGGAAAAACGAUACAGAUACACCCACAAAAAAAAGAAAAUAUCGUGACGAGUUAAGUGUGGACGAAAAACAAAAAGUUUUCAAAAGGAAGUUCCAUUCAGAUUGGAAAAAUGAGGAAGAAUUUAAAGGGUGGCUCUGUGAAGUGCCAAAUGAACAAGGAAAAUUCAAAUGUCAAUUGUGCAAUUGCAUUCUUUCACUAAGAGCUGGAAAACAGAAAGUAGUUAAGCAUGCUAAUUCAAAAAAGCAUUUAGCUAAAAUCAAUGCGAGAAAAUCGACACCAUCGGUUAAAAGCAUGUUUCAAGAAUCCCAGACAGCAACUUCAAUAAAGGACGAAAUUGCGACAGCCGAGAUUCGUAUUAGUGCUUUUUUCGCAGAACACAAUAUUGCUGUUUCUGUAGCCGAUGAUCUCGUAGAUUUAAUUAAAGUCACCUGCAACAAACCUGAUGUUGUUAAAGGAAUAUCACUUGCAAGAACAAAAACAACGAAAGUGAUAAAUAAUGUAUUAUGCAAAGUUGAAACAAGUGAACUAAUUUCAAUCUUGAAGGUAAUUAAGUUUAGCAUUUUAGUAGAUGAAAGCACAGACUUAAGUAUGGAUAAAUACCUAUGUAUUUUAGUGAGAUAUGUUUGUCCCGAAUCAGGUAAUUUAAUGACUAAAUUACUUAAAAUGUUGAAAUUAGAAGCAACUGAUACCACAGCAGAAAAUAUUUACAGACAGUUUAAACAAUUUUUCAAGGCAUGCGAUAUUCCUUUAACUAACAUUAUUGGGUUAGCUUCUGACGGAACGAAUGUAAUGUUGGGUAAGCACAAUUCCUUUAUGACAAGAUUGAUGGCUGAUACAAAAGUAUUAGUUGUUUUGAAAUGUAUUUGCCAUAGUGCAGCUAUAAUAGCAAGUACUGCAUGCAAUGUUUUACCUGCAGCUCCUGAGGAUUUAUUACGGGCCUUAAGCUCAUAUGUAUCCGCUAGUGGUGAACGAUCUGCUCAGCUAGCCGAAUUACAGGAGUAUCUGAAUAAUUCUAAAAAAAAAAUUUUAAAACUGUCUUCAACAAGGCGGCUGUGCCUGCAUCAGUGUAUUGAAAGGGUUUUAGAAAUGUGGUCUACUUUGCAGCACUUUUUUCUACUGGCCUCUACUGAGGACCAUCUUAAACAAACGAAAUUCAUAUUAGAUGCUUUGAAUUGCCAAAACAGUCCUUAUCCAUCAAUUAGGAGCAGAAAGCAGACGUAUUUACUUCAAAUUUUGUAA